AUGGCGCCCACUCCUGCUCCCUAUCCUGGCGGCCACAAGCGCGGCCCUUGGUCACAAGCCGAGGAUACUCGUCUUUUGCUCCUCAUCGGUGAAAGCAACCAGCAUCCCAACUGGGUCAAGAUCUCCAAUGCCAUGGGCACAAGGACGCCCAAACAGUGCCGCGAACGCUUCCACCAGAACCUCAAGCCCGGGCUCAACCACUCGCCGAUCAGCCAGCAGGAGGGCGAGCAGAUCGAGGCGCUUGUUCGUGAGAUUGGCCCUAAGUGGGCUGAGAUUGCAAGGAUACUGGGCACGAACCGUUGCGACAAUGCCAUCAAGAACUGGUGGAAUGGUGCCCAGAAUCGUAGGAAGAGGGAGGAGAGACGCGAGGCCCGGGUUCAGCAGCUGGAACAGAUGAAGCAACAACAGCGCCAGCAACAGCAGCAGCAACAACAGCGCCAUCACUCUGUUUCGGGCCCCGUCUCGUACCGGACUCUCCCGGAUCCCAGGCGGACCUCGAUCACUCUGCCGCCACCAUACUCCCUCUCUCAUAGCAGCUCCAGCAGCAUCAGCAGUUACAGGAUCGAGACGCCGCUGCCUUCCCCCUCGCCCAUCUCCUUGCCCUCGGAGAGGGAGCUGUUCCAGACUCCGUCACAGCCUCAACCUCAGCCCCAGUACCAAUCAAGGCAGCGCAGCCCUCCAUCCUUCCCUCCGCUCAUGAUUCCGGGAGAGGGUGCCGUUCUCCCUGGGAGGGAUUGGACUCCUCCUCCCACAUCAAAGCUCCCCCCUUUGAACUCGAUAGUUCCUUUGCCCUCACCGGGGUCAGCCAGUCCUCAGGCUCCUGUCUCGCCUCGUCAGUACUACCACCAGCCUCAACAACAAGGCAUUGAUGCCUACCCCUCGAGGCACUGGCUCCCUACGGCACCGAAUUCUCCGGCCGAUGUUCAUCGGCCAGUCUCUAAGCCCAGGGAUGAGGAAUACAAGUCUAUCCCGGUAUCCUCACUGCUCGCAUAA
Messenger RNA from Thermochaetoides thermophila DSM 1495, 993 nucleotides. RefSeq lists its product as uncharacterized. NCBI's taxonomy places the organism in Eukaryota, Fungi, Ascomycota, Sordariomycetes, Sordariales, Chaetomiaceae. The transcript has a single exon. The record is from RefSeq and is a predicted model, not a curated record. Bases 1 to 993 code for a protein of 330 amino acids.